Messenger RNA from Fusarium mangiferae, 675 nucleotides. RefSeq lists its product as uncharacterized. Gene Ontology annotation, cellular component: cytoplasm. Gene Ontology annotation, biological process: N-acetylglucosamine metabolic process. The transcript is spliced from 2 exons. Lineage: Eukaryota; Fungi; Ascomycota; Sordariomycetes; Hypocreales; Nectriaceae. The record is from RefSeq and is a predicted model, not a curated record. Bases 1 to 675 code for a protein of 224 amino acids.
AUGGGGAGCACAGAAACUGUUCCUUUCUGGAACAUGAACAUCCCCGAGGACCAGAGAACCGAAGAGUGCCCUGACUUUCUUCAAGGCCUUCACAAGAAAGAUCAAGGCAUUCUCUCCACCCCAGACCAAGAGUACCACAUCUUCUCCUGGGCUGAGGUCCGCGACAUCAUCCAAACAAACCGCUUGGAGAAGUUCAAGCGUGUUCCCUCAGAGCUUAGACGCUACAAAGCCUUCGCAUUCUCUCUGAAGCAGAAGUACGGCAGUGUCGCCAACUUUAUCCAUGAACAUCGUCUUGGAUGGAGUACUCCAGUGACGCCGCGUGGAGCACCUUUUGAAUUCGAGGACGAUUAUAAGAUCCUAUGGAAUGAUGCCCCCUACGGAAUAGAUCCGAGAAUAGCGCACCUUGUCGUGUGGACAAAGUUCGGCCUCGUAGAAGAUCCCGCCACGGGAGAUUUGACGGACAAAGCAAGGAAAGAGAUUGAUGAUUUCGUGACAAAGACCUUUCGAGCGCAUAUCCCAGAGGAGAAUGUUCUUUGGUUUAGGAACUGGCGUUCUUUGCAAUCAGUCAAUACUGUGCAGCACUUUCACGUCAUGCUCUUCAACCCGGAUCCCGACUUUGUACGGAAGGUCACCAAGGGAGACGUUCCACGGGCAGGAAUAGAGGUUCACAAGUGA